Molecule: messenger RNA, 858 nt
Organism: Schistocerca cancellata (South American locust)
Lineage: Eukaryota; Metazoa; Arthropoda; Insecta; Orthoptera; Acrididae
Product: doublesex- and mab-3-related transcription factor B1-like
Exons: 4
Coding region: 1-858 (285 amino acids)
Source: RefSeq, a predicted model, not a curated record
AUGCCUGUACACACGGGAUUUAAGUUCCGCGACGCUGUGCAAUGCAGUAUCAGCCCACCCCCCGUCGUGCGAAACGGCGGCGUUGUUAAUUCUGUCACGAGCCGCGCCACUGGCGGCGCCCAGCCCAGACAGCGCGCCUCGCCAGGAAGGGGCCUCCGCCAGACAGCCGUGGAUUUGGCGGUGAGAAUGUGCGGGCAGGCUGGGGCGAGGGGCCCCUUAAUAACAGCUGCUGCUGCCGCCGCCGCCGCCGCCGCCGCCGCCGCCGCCGCCGCCCCCACUCGCGUGCGCGGCCCGCGGGACCGCCCCUUCACACCGGCCGACUUAAUAAAGGCUCCGCUCCCCUGCCCGCCUCGGCUGGGCGGCGAGAAAAACCUCUCCGGGCCAGAGCCACUCGAGUCACGCCUCUCUCCACUCCUCUCCUCUCCUGGAAGGCAGGCAGGCUGGCUGGCUGGCUGGCUGGCGGUCUGCCCACAACACCUGCCCGCUGGCCAGUGCCCGCUACCAGGGUCCAGGAAGCGCCGGCCGGCGUGGAAGUCUUCACCUUGGAGGUGGCGGCUUUCGCCGCAGACGCGUGGUUUAGUGAGGACUGGAGUAGAGCGGCCGGCUCGCGUCCCAGAUAAGCCCCGCCUGGGGCCGUACGCGGCACGCACCGGCUGGCCCGCAUGCGUGCCCGGCACGCGUUACGCAAGGCCGCUUACGCUGCAGGUGGCGCUGCCGCCGCCACGCACUCCGGCGCAGCGCGGAAGGCGGCGGCCCGCAGUAAAAGUGGUGAGCCGUCCCGUCCGGUCGCCGCAAAAACAGUGUCCGCCGCCGCAGCUUUCACUGCCUCCCCCCAACAAAGACCGUCUCGUCCCUUAG